GAAGAGGAGGAGCCGCCGGCCGACUUCAUCUGCCCGAUCACGACCGAGGUCAUGAGAAACCCGGUAAUGGCGGCGGACGGGCAUGCUUACGAGCGGUCGGCGAUCGAGCGCUGGCUCGCGACCAAGUCGACGAGCCCGAUGACGGGCGAGGAGCUCCAGCACACUUGCCUCGCCGAUCAUCACAUGCUCCGCCGAAUGAUUCGAGAGUGGGGAGAGACGCGCUCGGCUCGGCACGAAGUAGUUGAGCACUUGAGCACUGGAUAG
Molecule: messenger RNA, 264 nt
Organism: Emiliania huxleyi CCMP1516
Lineage: Eukaryota; Haptophyta; Isochrysidales; Noelaerhabdaceae
Exons: 1
Biological process (GO): protein ubiquitination
Molecular function (GO): ubiquitin-protein transferase activity
Source: RefSeq, a predicted model, not a curated record